AUGGACUUGCCUGGGAAGCCUUGGGAGCACCACAUAUUGAAGCAUGACCGCGAAGACCCAACCAAAGCAUUCCGGUGUGAAAAGUGUGGCAAGGUUUUGGGAGAUGUUUCGGAGCUUCGCAAGUUGCAAGGCAAGGUUCCUGUGCCUACAGAACAAGAGCUGCAGCCAAGGCCAGUUGCAACUCCUGUGAGGGAUGGCGGCUCUAAGACCCCUGCGUCCAGCUCGCUUGAUGAGCAACUAGCUGUCCAACUUCAGGUUCAAGAAGAAGAGGCCGAGCUUGUGCGUCUUGAAGCUGACAUGCAAGAGCUGAAGGCGCUGGAGAUGGAAGAGCAAAGUCUCAACCUGCUUUUGGCUGAGCUGGAGGAAGAGGAAAAGGAACUUGAAAACUUGACCUUGGAGUUUUCAAGGCUGGAGUGCAAUGCCAAACCUUCGAACCCGGCGCCUGUGCCGUUUGGAACGGACAACAUGGAGACUUUCCCAAUGCCAGAGCAUUUCAUUCCAGUAAAAGCCGAGGUGACAGAGGGGGGUGAUGCAUUUGAUGCUGAUCUGUGGUCGAUAGCAGAGCCCGAAGGACAUGUCUACCCACCUGAUCCUCUCGCCAAGAAUCCAUAUUGCCUGAAAGUGGUGUCGUAUGCCGCUUGGGGUCCCAGGUCCGAAGAUCCAUCCAAAAGCCCUCCUGAGAUUAAGAAGGCUCCAGUUCAGGAGAACUCCAUGCAGUCCAAGGUGAUGAAGGAGGAGGUGACAAGUGUGGAGUCUGAAAAGAAAGGGUCUUCGCUUGAGGAAAAGCCUGAGGAAGCUUCACGUGAGGAGAAGAACAUGUCUCAAGGUGAGUCUGGCCUCGGAAAUGAAAACGGCAGGAACGAUGAUCGUCCUGCAAUCCUUGACACUGUGGAGCCCAUCACUCCAAAGCAGCAAAGAGAAUCAUUUCCCAAGAGGAAGCGCAACAAGAACAAGGAUCAGGAUGAUGAGGAAGACGAGGACGAGGAAGAUGAAGAAAAUGAAGAAGAUGAAGCCAGCAAGGAAAGUGGUUCCAAGAAGAAGGACGCAAGAAAGAAGAACAAGGAGGAAGGAAAGCCGGCAGGAGGUCGCAGGCGCAAGAAGAAGGAGGAAGAAGACCAGGAAGAGGAUGAGAAGGAAAAGGCAAAGCCUAAGCCGGCAGGAGGUCGCAAGGGACAAAAGAAGAAGGAAGACCAGGAAAAGGAUGAGAAGGAGGAGGAGGAGGAAAAGGAUGUGAAGGAGGAGGCAAAGCCGGCAGGAGGUCAGAAGCGAAAGAAGAAGGAUGAAGAAAACCAGGAAAAGGAUGAGAAGGAAAAGGCAAAGCCGGCAGGAGGUCGCAAGGCAAAGAAGAAGAAGGAAGAAGACCAGGAUGAGGAGGAGGAAGGAAAGUCAGCAGGGUCUCAGGAGGGCAAGAAGGAAGAAAAGGGUAAAGGUAAACGGACCGAAGAGGAAAGGGAGAAGGCCAAGUGUGAGACCAAAGCCAAGCAGUCUCGAAAGUCAUCCGCGUACCAUGUGGCGAAGCGGAAAGCACUCCAGGAUGGCAAAUCUUUGCCAGAAGCGCUUGCUGCCGCGAAACUCGCAUCUUGA
This is a messenger RNA of Durusdinium trenchii, 1584 nucleotides long. The record is from the annotation of a GenBank genome assembly. Lineage: Eukaryota; Dinophyceae; Suessiales; Symbiodiniaceae.